GGCUUGUGUUUUGAUCCCGAAAAAUGACGUCACCCGGCGCAUGCGUAGUUAUGGGAUUCAAAACUGUUGCAGGAGCCCAAGUUAUGAUGGCCGUCGCGAUGGAGACUGACCACUUCCCUUACUUACCUUCGGGGCCGGACCAAGUCAAUCGGAUGAUCAAGGAGCACAGCAACCUGUUCACCGAUAACCUGUGCAGCAUCUGCAAUGCCGUCCUCAUCUCCGAGUCGCAGAAGCUGGCUCACUAUCAGAGUAAGAAACACGGCAACAAGGUGCGACGUUACUUUUCCAUUCAAAACGAGAAAGAGCCAGAGUCGAAAAAGUUCAAGUCUCCAUCUUCUGUCAGCUGCCACGCCGACAACGGCGAGUUGGACCCGAUGAAGACCUGCGACAUGUGCAAGAUGACCUUCACUUCGUCCGUGAUGGCGCAGUCGCAUUACCAGGGCAAAAUCCACGCCAAGACCCUGAAACUGAAAUCGGCAAACCCUCACACUUCAGUAGCCCAACAAGCCCCACCAGCUCCAUCCAAGAAGAAACCGGCGGAGGUUACUCCCCCGACUGGUAACGGCGGCCAGGAUGGCGACAAAGACCCCGACCGCUUCUGCUCCAUCUGCCAGGCGCCCUUCAACAACGCGCAGAUGGCCCAGCAGCACUACUCGGGCAAGAAGCACAAGAAGCACCUGGCCAAGCAGGACCUUAUGAAGCUCUACGGCCAGCCUGCCACACCGGCGUCCGCAGCCAAGGGCCUGCCGUGCACACUCUGCAACAUUGAGCUCAACUCGGUGGAUCAGUACCAGUCUCACAUCAGCGGCGCCAAACAUAAGAACCAAUUGAAAAAAAUUGGCCUGAGCCCGUCUGACAGCCAGCAGGGGCUUGCUCAGCAAAACAAGCCCAGCGACAGAGGCCACUCGUCGGCCGGCGAUGGCGGCGGCGGCGGCAACCAGCCCGGCAACGGCUCCUUCUGCUUUGGUACGUCGAGCAAGCGGGCAGCGUCCGGGGAGGAGCAGGAUUUUAUGACGGAAGACAACCUUUUUGAGACAGAAGACAACUUCUUUGGGACGGGAGGUGACAUUUUCUCCGCCACGGAUGACCAGUUUAAUGUCGACGACAGCUAGUGGGCUACUCUGGACACGCAGACCGGACUAUGGAGGACUGAGUCAGGACCCGGAACAAUAACAGAACCCACCCCAGCAUCUCAGCACCCCAGCCCAAAUGAAACAGCUUAUUACUGUCUGAGCCCCCCCCAAAAAAUGUGAAAGUUUUGUUCCAAAUUCUUUCUUGUCUCUAUGAAACAAACGCUUGUGACAGUCUCUCAGCAUGCCAUCAGUUGAGCAACAUUUGCCUUGAAAAAUGGCAGCGGUCUGAGCGGAGAAGCCCGAAACUCCACAUAUCAAACGUGUCGCAGCUUAGCUUUGGUUGCAUUGACAGUUGUGCAGAAUGCUUUUGUUUAUCUUGUUCUCACUUUAUUUUUUUUAUGAAAAUCCUUAAGUGGAAAAAAUGUCACUUUUCUAUCUUCCUGACAAUUUUAAGAAACAAAAGCAAAUUUCUGCUGGGUACACAAACGAUCUGCUCUCAAUCGUAAUCAGCCAACGCAGGAAGUCUCGCUGUGACUGAAAAAAAAAAAAUUGUUCCUGCCCAGCGCCUCUUCUUUAAUGUUUGACUUAUUUUUAUUCUGCUUUUGCAGUCAGUGACAAAUGAGUCCUGCAUUUCAAGUGAUGUCAAAAUAGGAACGUGAUGUCAGUGAGGAUCACCAAGUAAGUAUAGUUUCUUCUCCACCGGGUGGAUCUUUUUCUACCGGGCGGGUGUUUGUAGAAAAAAAUGAGAGAAACGCAGAGUGCUUUUAUUUUCAUUUUUGAAAUUAUGAUGCUGCACAGCUUGUUGUCAUCCUCGUUGGUGGUGAUGUUUUAGACAUUUUCCUUUCUGGUUAAGUUGCAAAUUGUGCAUCUGUUACAUGAAGAACAAAAAAACAUUUCUUCUCACA
Molecule: messenger RNA, 1978 nt
Organism: Syngnathus acus (greater pipefish)
Lineage: Eukaryota; Metazoa; Chordata; Actinopteri; Syngnathiformes; Syngnathidae
Gene: znf346
Product: zinc finger protein 346
Exons: 7
Coding region: 24-1112 (362 amino acids)
Molecular function (GO): nucleic acid binding; zinc ion binding
Source: RefSeq, a predicted model, not a curated record